Messenger RNA from Cantharellus anzutake, 474 nucleotides. RefSeq lists its product as uncharacterized. The transcript has 4 exons. The record is from RefSeq and is a predicted model, not a curated record. The coding region runs from base 1 to 474 and encodes 157 amino acids. Lineage: Eukaryota; Fungi; Basidiomycota; Agaricomycetes; Cantharellales; Hydnaceae.
AUGGCUUCUGUCGAGAAGUCCUGCGAGACUUGCGAAACUUGCCAAGCAGAAUUAGGGUCACCGGGAACGGAUAGAGACACCAAGCCCUCCACCAAGGACAUCCCUGAACCCAAUGCAUUUGUGCCACCAGACGUACCAUUGAUUACCCCGAGUGUGGUGAUAGAGUUUUGCCACAAAUGCCGAUGGUUACACCGUGCCAGCUGGACCCAGACGGAGCUCUUUCUUACCUUUCCACCUCCAGUUCUGAAAUCCAUUACUCUCAUACCUCACGACACGCCAGAAGCCAGCGGACGCUUCCGCCUCUGGCUUGCCACUGAAAACAAAAAUCAUUCAAAGGAUCCCCUUAUCGAGCUGAUCUGGGACAGGAAGACCCAAGGGGGUUUUCCGGAACUAAAAGAUCUGAAACAAGGAAUACGUGAUAGGAUCCAACCAAACCUCUCUCUGGGACACUCGGACAAGAAGACGAAAGAGUAG